Messenger RNA from Penicillium griseofulvum, 771 nucleotides. RefSeq lists its product as uncharacterized. NCBI's taxonomy places the organism in Eukaryota, Fungi, Ascomycota, Eurotiomycetes, Eurotiales, Aspergillaceae. The record is from RefSeq and is a predicted model, not a curated record. The transcript has a single exon. The coding region runs from base 1 to 771 and encodes 256 amino acids.
AUGGCCGAGCACUGGCAACAGGCCCGGGAAACACGUGCGCGAAAUGAGGAAUACAUGCAAGGCUAUCCGCAUGGGACCUCGAGUGAUUCUGAUAUUACCUUGACUGAUCCUGAUAUGGUCUCGAGUGAUUUUGAUAUGUCUUUGAACGAUCCUGAUGAUACCAUGAGUGAUUGGAUCGUCAACUCUCCUGUCAAUGCCUCUUCUCCCAAUGCCUCUUCUUUCAAUGCCUCUUCUUUCAAUGCCUCUUCUUUCAAUGCCUCUUCGUUCAAUGCCUAUCCACUCAAUGCCUAUCCACUCAAUGCCUCUCCUCUCAAUGCCUCUCCUCUCAAUGCCUCCCCUGUCAAUGCGCCUAGUGCAAAUACAGACUCGGGUUUGGAUAUCUCCAAUGAUAUUUCCAUGGAUGGUGUUGAAGAUGUGUCUGGUGCGAAUCAAGAGCACCUGUCGGACGAUUCCAAUUCAGAUAUCGUCAUGGGGGAGUCCUCCGAUGAUGACCCCCAGCAUCAUCAUAUUGAAAAGGAAGAACUCCGUCGUCUCUGGUGUCUAUUUCGAUUGAGCUUCCGUAUCUUCAACUCGCUCAGUAUUCAGAUUGACAGUGCCGCGACCAACAAAACAGUGGCUGAGACAACCCCAUCUGGAAAGACUAUCGAGAGCGAGGACGAUUAUGAGAUGGUAGACGCAAACCUGUCUGGAGAUUUCGCCGAAAUAACCACGGAGACCCAGGAAGAUUAUGAGAUGGUGGACGCCAACGUGUCUGAAGGUUCACCCGAGUAA